Oncorhynchus tshawytscha (Chinook salmon) is the source of this 6341-nucleotide messenger RNA. Its product is annotated as transient receptor potential cation channel subfamily M member 7-like. NCBI's taxonomy places the organism in Eukaryota, Metazoa, Chordata, Actinopteri, Salmoniformes, Salmonidae. Gene Ontology annotation, cellular component: apical plasma membrane. Gene Ontology annotation, molecular function: monoatomic cation channel activity; ATP binding; protein serine/threonine kinase activity. The record is from RefSeq and is a predicted model, not a curated record. Gene Ontology annotation, biological process: protein phosphorylation; monoatomic cation transmembrane transport; protein tetramerization. The transcript is spliced from 39 exons. The coding region runs from base 1 to 5877 and encodes 1958 amino acids.
AUGAGUGCCAGGUCACAGAGGUCUUGGAUUGACGACACCUUCUGCAAGAGAGAGUGUAUUAAAUUCAUCCCAGCAUGUGGAGACAUACACAGGUGCACUGGAAUUGGGACUGUGUGUCAAGUAUGCCAAAACCUAAUAAGAUAUGAAUGCUGCUGCGGACGUCGGGUAGGGGAGCACACCUGGCUGGAGACUGGCCCCUUCAUGUCCCACUGGCCUGUGCCCCAGGCAGUGCAAGAAGAGAGGUGGUCAGUGGAGUGUCACACACAAGCCAGUGCCACCGAUGCCUACGGAACCAUUGACUUCCAGGACAGCGCUGACCGUAACUGCCAUGCCAAGUACGUUCGUGUUGCUGUCGACACAAAGGCUGAGGCUCUGCUGCAGCUGAUGCUGAGGGAGUGGCAGAUGGAACGGCCUAAACUACUGCUGACGGUCCACGGGGGAGCAGAGAACUUCCCUCUCCCCCUCAAGGUUAGACAGGCCUUCAGCAAAGGCCUGAUAACUGCAGCCCAGAGCACUGGAGCCUGGAUAUUCACAGACGGCAUCAACACAGGUGUGUCCCUGUAUGUAGGGGAGGCUGUGAAAGCAUACGGCACCAAUGGCCGCAGGAAGAGGAACGCUGUAGGAGUCACGCCCUGGGGCGUAAUUGACAACCACGGUGACCUUAUAGGGAGAGAUGUGCUCAGGCCUUACCAGCCCCUGAGAAGCCCCUUGAGCAAAACUGUGUGUUUGAACAGCCUGCACUCCCACUUCCUGUUAGUGGACGAUGGAACUCUGGGGAAACAUGCCUGCCAGCUGGGACUCAGGAGGAAGCUGGAGAGACACAUUCAACUGCAGAAGAUCCAUCCUAGGGUUAACCAGGGUGUGCCAGUGGUGUGUGUGGUGGUGGAGGGCGGCCCUGACAUUGUGUCCAUGGUGUUGGACUAUGUGAGCAGUGUGCCCCCCGUGCCUGUGUUCGUCUUCGAGGGAUCAGGCCGGUCGGCUGACUUGCUGGCAUUCUUACACAAACAGACCGCAAUGGAUAGGCAACUGGACACAGACAUCAAGGAGGACUUCCUUCUAAGGAUAGGAGGCAUGUUUGGUCUGGAGAGAGCAGACGUCAACCAGCUCUACAACCUUCUGAUGGAGUGUAUGGACUACAGACAGUCUAUCACAAUCUUCGACUCGGAAUCCGAAGAUCAACAGGAGGCAGACUGCGCCAUUUUGAUGGCCACACUGAAAGGUACCAAGUCAUCUCCAGCGGAGCAGCUCGGUACAGCUCUGGCUUGGGACAGAGCAGACGUGGCUAACAAACACAUCCAAGUGUACGGCCAGUACUGGCAGGUUGGCUCGUUGGAGCAGGCCAUGCUGGAUGCUCUCAUCAUGGACCGGGUUGGCUUUGUCAAACUGUUGAUCGACAACGGCAUGUCCAUGAACCGCUUCCUGACCGUUUCACGUCUGGAAGAGCUCUAUAACACGCAACAGGGACCAACAGACAAUUUCCUCCAUCACCUUGUGGAAGAUGUGAAACAGAACCAUAUACCCAAAGGAUACAGAGUCUCCCUCAUAGACGUGGGGCAGGUGAUUGAGUAUCUGAUAGGAGGAGCCUAUCGGAGCACAUACACACGGAAACACUUCCGGGCCUACUAUAACCACUUACAUGCCCACUGCAUGGACACUGGACUGGACAGGAUAGUUCAGGACCCCGGUCCAAACGGGGAAGCCUGCACCCUUCACCCACCCCAAAGCCCUAACAACAGUCCGUCAUGCAAACCUGUCUUCCACACUGCUCAGCCCUACAAACGCAAGGAGAGAUCCAUGGUCCCCAGGGACCCGAAGGAAGCCCAGCAGCAGAGCUCCAAGCUGGGCGACUCUUCUCUGGUAGUGUUCAACUUCAACGACCUGUUUGUGUGGGCCGUGCUGCAGAGGCGCCAGCAGAUGGCGCUGUUCCUGUGGCAGCAUGGGGAGGAGGCCAUGGUCCGGGCUACUGUGGCUUGUAAGCUGUACCGCGCCAUGGCCCACGAGGCUAAGCAAAGCAACAUGGAUGACACCACAGUGGAGCAACUCAAAACCUACUCGCUGGACUUUGGUCAACUGGCUGUAGACGUGCUGGACAAUGCCUUCAGGCAGAACGAGCGCAUGGCCAUGAAGUUGCUGACCUCGGAGAUGGAGGCCUGGAGCCACUUCACCUGCCUGCAGAUGGCCGUGUCCUCCCGGCUCCGCCCCUUCGUCUCCCACUCCUGCACCCAGAUGCUGCUCACCGACCUGUGGACCGGCCGCCUCAACAUGAGGAAGAACUCCUGGUUCAAAAUCAUCCUGAGCAUCCUCAUGCCCCCUGCCAUCCUGCUACUAGACUUUAAGAGCCAGGCGGAUAUGUCCCAUGUGCCCCAGUCCCAGGAGGCUUUGCAGUUUAUUUGGGACACGGGGAGACCAGAGGCAGCCCAGGAGGAGGGGCAUACAGUAACUAAGGUGCCAAAAUGUACACCGUUCACCAGUCUCUCUGAAUUUCAGACCUCCGACCCCGAAGCUGACACAGUCAUACCCGUUACCACCCCGUGUCUCUUCUGGACCAGGAGGCUGUACGAGUUCUACAACACUCCGGUAGUCAAGUUCAUGUUCCACACGAUGUCUUACCUGGCCUUUCUCAUGCUGUUCUCCUACACUGUUCUGGUGAAGAUGGAGGACCGGCCCAGCACUCAGGAGUGGCUGGUCAUUGUCUAUAUUGUAUCCACCGCGGUGGAGAAAAUAAGAGAGGUGUUCAUGUCAGAGCCGAGGAAGCCCAGUCAGAAGCUGAAGGUGUGGUUCGGAGAGUACUGGAACGUGUCUGACUUCCUGGCCAUCCUCCUCUUCCUGGUGGGGCUGGCACUGCGCUGGCACAGCGGGUCCUACCGGACGGCAGGGCGGAUCACCUACUGCCUGGACAUCAUCUUCUGGUAUGUCCGGAUGCUGGACCUGCUAGCGGUCAACCAGCACGCUGGACACUACCUCACCAUGAUCACCAAGAUGACCAGUAACAUGUUUUACAUUGUGGUCAUGAUGGCCAUCGUGCUGCUGAGUUUCGGGGUGUCCAGGAAGGCCAUCUUGUCUCCAGACGAAGCUCCGUCAUGGAGCCUGCUCAGAGAUGUGGUCAACCAGCCGUACUGGAUGAUGUUUGGAGAAGGAUACCCCGAUGAAAUAGAUGCCUGUGCAGAAGGCAAGCCGUGUGCCCCCGGGGCUUUCCUCCACCCUUUCCUCCAGGCCGUCUACCUCUUCUUCCAGUACCUCAUCAUGGUCAACGUCCUCCUUGCCCUUCUCAACAAUGUCUACUUUAAAAUGAAGUCCACGUCCAAAAAGCUGUGGAUGUACAACCGUUACCGUUACAUUAUGACCUAUCAGGAGAAGCCGUGGCUGCCCCCGCCCCUCGUCAGCCUGAGUCACGUGACCCUGUGUGUGACCGCCAUUUACCGGAAACACAGGGGCUUGUCUGAGAAGGAGAGGGACUCCUGUCGGCUUAAGCUUUACCUCGGCCGAGAGGAGCUGAAGAGGCUUCAUGAGUUUGAGGAUAGGUGUGUGAUAGCGUAUUUCCACAAGAAAAAACAAGAUGUUCUCUGCAGCCAGAUCCACAGGAUCCGAGCCACUGCAGAAAGGGCUGAGGAGAUGGGUGUAGUUAUUGGUGAGGUGUCUGAAAGGGUCCAUUUCAUCCAGGACAGCCUGCAGGUGCUGGACAGCCAGCUGGGCCAGCUGCAGGUCCUGUCUGCCCUGGCCGUGGACACCCUCACCCUACUGUCGGCCUCUGACAGCCUGCAGCAGAAGGAAGCCCACCUGGGACACUGCCGGCCAAUUGCCCACUCCCAUCACCACUCACCCAACAGCUGUACCCUCCCCCACAUUGACAUCACGCCCUGCCACACACCCAAGGCCUACCACAGCACCCCACCCUCCCUGCUGUGGGGCCUCACCUCCCUCAGCCACCGUCCGCCACUGGAGUGGCACCCGGGAACAUGGGGGGACGGUGGCCGUGAGGGGUGGGGGGCUGGGGAGACAAAAGAGGAAGAGGAGGUACAGAGUAUCAUGGUGCAUCAUGGUGGCGAGGUAUGGCCGGUUGGUUUUGGCUUUGGCCCGCAUGACUCUCUCCAUCACCUGGGCGGUGCAGGGCUCAUAGACAAGACCCCCUGUGAGUCGUGCGGGCCUUCCCACUGUGGCUCUCCCCUGCACCCCUGGACCUGGGCUGUAGAGGGUUCUCUGGAACCCCCCCACUGCAAACCCUGGGCCUACUACGACCCUGAGAUGUCCAUGGAGGAGGACAAAGAGGGGGAGGUUGGGCAGCCCUUUAAUGUGGAUGUGUCGAGGGCCUCUAGCCAUGACUUUCUGUUGUUGGACCCCCAGGACGAGAGAGGCUGUGGGGCCAUGGGUUUGGUGAACCCUUCCUUCUGUAAGGAUGACGACCCUGGGUCAGCUAGCUCCAGACUGGGCCAGUGGGGCAGGAAGUGUCCUCAUCGGUGGACAUGUCUGUCCAGGGACCAGCCGCAUAGACACAGGCGCUCUCCUUCCUCUAGCAUGGAGAACAUGGCUCUAUCUAAUCCCUCCCUGAGGCCAUUACAAGCCUCUUUCCCCGCCCUCGACUGCCUAUCAGGGGAGCGGAGCUUCACAGCUGACAUACCCCUUGGCUGCAGUAAAAGCAGAGAGUGGUCCAAGUCGUCUGACCUGGCGAUGACCUCAGGGAGCAGAGAGAGGUGUCAGGCCAGGAGAACAGUCAAGAUUUUGGAGGGGAGUUCUUCAGAUGCUGUGGACUCUUACCUUUCUGACGUGUGCAGGAAGAGGAGGCGCAGGGGAGGAGAGCCUGUGUGCUGGUCUGCAUCUGCUAGCCUCAACAAGUUCAAUUUGGAACCCCUGGAUACUUUGCAGAAAGAGCAUUUUUCACAUCAGGAUUCUAGUCAGUCCGUGUGGACCAGCUGGGCCCGCUCUGUCAGCCGCAGGUCCUCAGUGCAGGGUGGGAUCACACCUGAAGACCUGGACCCACACUACUCAGCCAUGGAAAAGAACAACCUGAUGAGGCUUGCUCACACCAUACCUUUCACACCUGGCUCCAUAAUGGCGGGAGAGGAGGUGAGUGUCUACUCCCUGGAGGAGGUAGAAGCUGCAGGUGCGGAGUCCUCCAUAAUCUCCUGGUCGCCCCGGGGGCUGUCUGCAGUGCUGCAGCCGCUGUCCAGCGAGGGCUGUCUAGAUGGGGCCCUGCGCAGGGCCAUGCGCGUGUUGUGUACCUGGGCCGAGGGGGACAUCCUGAGUGUGGGCUGUGUGUACGUGGUCAAAGCCUUCCAGCCCAAGGUGAUCCGAACCUGGCAGAGGGUCUUCCACAGCGACACCCCCCUCCAACUCUGUCUGCGGGAGAUACAGCAACAGAGAGCUGCUCAGAAACUCAUGCACGUGUUCAACCAAGUCAAACCAGAAAACGUGCCCCUUUCUCCCAGGUUCCUGGAUGUGUCUCUUCUUCACUGUCACUCAGACGGAAAGUGGUUGACCAUAGAGAGGAACAUGUUGGGUGACUUCAGGAAGUACAACAAUAACACCGGAGAGGAGAUCACCCCCUGCUGUGGAAUGGAGGAAACGCUCCUGGCCUUCUCCCACUGGACCUACCAAUACUCCUGUAGAGAACUACUGGUGCUGGACAUACAGGGAGUGGGGUCGGAGCUUACAGACCCAUCGGUCAUCCGAGCGGACGACAAAAGCUUGACUGGUGACAUGGUGUUUGGUCCUGCUAACCUGGGAGACACUGCCAUCCAGAACUUUGUCCUCAAACACACCUGCAACUCCUGCUGCAAGAACCUCGGACUCUCGGAUUUGAAGAGGAGCACAGACAGCUGCGGGAAAACAGAACACAGAUCUUCUGAAGAGGAAAGUGGAGUGAUCGUGACCAGAGUGUAACCUCUGACUUGAAAGCAGAAGUCCGCCAUCCUAACCUCUGGUUCAGGUGGGAUGAAGUUGCCAUUAAAGCAUAAAGACACUGAUCAGUUCAGUUUCUUUCUCACGAAAUGGUUAUGGAUAGGAAUAGGGAAGGCUUACUUGAUCCAGACGUGUGCUUAAGGGAAACUUCUACCAUGAAUAAAAGCACUCACUUGGGGCUUUGAAUGGAUAGUGUACAUUGUAUAACGUCAUGUGGACUACCUCUUGUGUUAGAUGGCUGGUAGGGCUUUGGUUUUAAAAAGGAUUAACAUUGCAUUAGUCUCAACAGCAAGCCAGAUGCCGUAGUCUUGCAUUCGUUCCAGCUAUGGCGUGCAUAGUGGAGGGAGGCCAAGGCGAAUACAUUUCAUGUACAUACACUCCCCGCCGUAUUUAUUUGGACAGUGAAGUGAAAUUUGGCUCGAUACUCCAGCAUUUUGGAUUUGAGA